AGCGCUUCGCACGCCAUUGCCGGCCCGCGCGCCCCUCGCACGCGCGCCAACGCAACGCACCCCUAACGCGCUCCGGCGCCCGCGCUCGACGCCACCUCGCCACCGCUGCUCCGCCGCAGGAUUACUACACGAAACAAACAUGAACGCCACGCAGUUCGAAGAGUGCAUGAACGCGAUGCAGGGCACCCCGCAAAAGCGCAGCGCGGCAGCUCGGCUGCCGUCGAGCGCACCAGGCGAGGAGGCGACGAGGCGCGGCCGCACGCCCGUGUCGCGGCCGCACGGCGACCGCUUCAUUCCUCAGCGCUCAGCCAUGGACAUGGACGUCUCCCACUUUGAGCUCACGCGCGCGCGCGAAGAGGAGAAUGCCACCGUAAACGCGUCGCCUGCAAAGGCGCGGCCGCUUGCGCCGCUCCCUACAUUCAAACGCACAUCCACGCCCUUCCCUCUCCCUCGCCCCUCCUCACCCCCUACCCCCCCUUCAGGAGGACUACCCUUCACCCGCCCGCCUCCCUGCCAGCUACCCUCUCACCCGCCCGCCUCCCUGCAGCUGCUCGACGACUACUACCUGAACCUGCUCGACUGGAACGAGCGCAACGUCCUCGGCGUCGCGCUCGGCGACUCGAUCUACCUGUGGAACGCGUCGGACGGCUCCAUCCAGCAGCUCAUGCAGACGAGCGGCGACAACUCGCACGUGACGUCGCUGUCGUGGGUGCAGGACGGGCCCUACAUGGCGGUCGGCACGUCCGACCACAAGGUCCAGAUCUGGGACGUCGAGAAGCUCAAGCAAGUGCGCAGCAUGUCGGGCCACCGCGCGCGCGUCUCGUCGCUCUCUUGGAACGGGCGCCUCGUCUCGUCGGGCCAAGAAGCAGAUGGAGCAGCUGUGAACAGCGUUCGCGUGGCGGACCACAAGGUGGGCACGCUGCGCGGCCACGCGCAGGAGGUCUGCGGGCUCAAGUGGUCCCCCUCGGGCACGCAGCUCGCCUCGGGCGGCAACGACAACAUCCUCAACGUGUGGGACGACCGGUACACCUCCUCCGCCAACGGAGUGUGCGACCAGCCGCUGCUGCGACUCGACCAGCACCGCGCCGCCGUCAAGGCCCUCGCGUGGUGCCCGUGGCAGCGGAACCUGCUCGCCUCGGGCGGAGGCACCGCCGACCGGAUGAUUCGCUUCUGGAACUCGUCGACCGGCGCGUGCCUCAACGCGGUCUGCGCGCUGCAGUGGGCGAAGCACGACCGCGAGCUCGUCUCGUCGCACGGCUACUCGCACAACCAGCUCAUCCUGUGGAAGUACCCGUCGAUGGUCAAGGUGGCCGAGCUGACGGGGCACACCUCGCGCGUGCUCCACAUGGCGCAGUCGCCCGACGGCACCACCGUCGUCACCGCCGCGGCCGACGAGACGCUCCGCUUCUGGAAGAUCCUCUCGGGCGGCGAGGCGUCCAAGAAGGAGCGCGCCGCCGCGAAGGAGUCGAUCCUCAACUCGAUGUCGAUUCGGUGAGCGGCGC
Emiliania huxleyi CCMP1516 is the source of this 1502-nucleotide messenger RNA. RefSeq lists its product as hypothetical. Gene Ontology annotation, cellular component: anaphase-promoting complex. NCBI's taxonomy places the organism in Eukaryota, Haptophyta, Isochrysidales, Noelaerhabdaceae. The record is from RefSeq and is a predicted model, not a curated record. Gene Ontology annotation, molecular function: protein binding; ubiquitin ligase activator activity; anaphase-promoting complex binding. The transcript is spliced from 4 exons. Bases 140 to 1495 code for a protein of 451 amino acids. Gene Ontology annotation, biological process: positive regulation of ubiquitin protein ligase activity; positive regulation of anaphase-promoting complex-dependent catabolic process; anaphase-promoting complex-dependent catabolic process.